AGGCAUUAAAUUUGUUUUUACUUCUUAUUAAUUAUUCAUUGGUAUUUACGAAAAGUAAUGAAGCGUGAGGUUGGAAGUUGGCGCGUAUUGUUGAAAGCGUACCAACUGCUGACCGCAUUAAAAAAGCAAGGAAUAUCCUACAAUAAAAAAGAACAUGGUAAAGAGGUUUGUGAUAAAUACGAUGCUCUUAAUUACGAAGAGGACAAGGAAAACCAUGCCUCUGGACACUCAAAGGAAGGACUGUCAACAGUAACGUCUACAUUUUUUGUUGUUGGAGAUGUAGUCGGUGCAGGUGUUGUUGCUUUACCAUAUGCAUUAAAGUUAGUAGGAUAUUAUGGCAUACCGAUGUUUAUGCUCUGUUCAGCACUUAUGUGCUACUGCGGUAUCCUUUUAGCUAAGUCUUGUUCAAAAAUUAUGAAAAACAUUGAUCGCACUCAACUUAGAGAUCCAUAUCCUCGCUUGGGUUACGAAGCUAGUGGAAAUGUUGGUAAAGGUAUUACCACAGUCUCGCUUGCUAUUAAUCAAGUUUUAACCUGCAUUGUUUUUAUUCUAUUAGCAGGGGAGAUUCUGUUGGAAUUAUUUCCUUCUUCGCCUUGGGAUCAUAUGUCGUACCGAUCACAAUUACGCAUUUGGUUUUGUUCAUGCGGUUUGUUUUUGCUUCCGUUUACGUUUCUAGGUACACCUAAAGAUUUCCAGGGUAUUGGCUUUCUUGCUAUGGUUACAAGCGGUAUCGCUGUACUACUUAUAUGUCUUAUGUUAGGUUAUAUUUCUGGUUUUCCUGUGGAAAACGAUAAAAAUAUAAAAAUAUCAGGUGACGGGUUUCUUCAUUCUUUUGGUACCGUAUUGUUUGGUUUUGGAGGAGUUUCUAUAUUUCCAACAAUCCAAAACGAUAUGAAAAAACCAGAAAACUUUGUAUAUUCUAUUACAAUUGGCUAUACAAUAAUCUCUUUUAUAUACAUUGGGACUCCUCUAGCUGCAUAUAUAGUUCUCGGGGAUUUAAUUAAAGAAGACCUUCUUACAACGUUCACUUAUUUAGAUUUAUUUUAUACAAGACAUUUAUUCAGGACAUUUUGUAUGGCUGCCCAGGCUUGCAUAUGCGGUCACGUAUUAUGUGCGUUUGUUUUGAACAUAAAUCCUAUUUAUCAACAAUUUGAAGGAAUUAUAGGGAUACCAACCACAUUUUGCUGGCAACGUGUUUUAAGCCGAACACUCUGGAUGUUCGCUAUUUUGACAACAGCAGUAGUAGUGCCCGCAUUUGGACCUGUUUUGUCAUUUGUAGGCGGAUCUUUUGCAGCUUUACUUGGAAUUAUAUUACCAGUAGUGUUUUAUGCCCGAAUUCAUGGAAAACUACCGCUAUGGAACGAGAUUCUUUUUGUUAUAAUAAUUAUAAUUGCAUUACUAGGUUCUGUUGGCAAUGCAUAUGUUGAAAUCAAAAACAUUAUAAACGUUGUGUUUGACAAGUAUCAUCAUACUUAGAAUAAAAAUAACGUUCAGCAUCCCGAUAAAUAAACUCCAAAAACUUACACUUUUGAUUGAUCAUGUAUCUAUAUAUGAAUGACCAUUAGUUUCCUUAAAGCUAAACAGUAAUAUAAAUUUAUAGCUAAAGGAUAUUCAAGAUUAAGCCUAAGCUUGUUUUAGCUGCAUUAUUUGGUGCAUUUCAAGUCCAAUCUAAUUAAAUUAGAAUGUACAAUUCAAACCUAAACCAAUUCAUUAAGACUUGCAACUCAAUUCAAUUGCUUUAGGAUGUGCAAGAUUAAGUAUAGAUUGCAAAAGGCGAUUAGCUUUAAAACGAGCGAGAUUGAGUCUAGAUUGCUAAAAACAACAAAUAUAUAAUACUCUAUUUUCAGUGAUCAUAAAAUAUUAUCUAUUAGUACAAUAGAUUUGUUAUAAUAUACUUAAUAUAUGACAUUUAUCUGUAAUAAAUGAAUGAAUAAAUAAACAAUAAAUGAAUAAGAAACAAUGUUGUAAAAAACAUUCAAUAAUAAAACGUAUGCUCAUAGUUUUUCUAUCAGUUUGUAAACUUAUUUUUAUAUACUAAAUUUUUUAAAUU
Messenger RNA from Hydra vulgaris (swiftwater hydra), 2050 nucleotides. RefSeq lists its product as uncharacterized. Gene Ontology annotation, biological process: amino acid transmembrane transport. Gene Ontology annotation, cellular component: vacuolar membrane. The record is from RefSeq and is a predicted model, not a curated record. Gene Ontology annotation, molecular function: L-amino acid transmembrane transporter activity. Lineage: Eukaryota; Metazoa; Cnidaria; Hydrozoa; Anthoathecata; Hydridae.